AUGCUGGAGCGUUUAUCCCGUCGCUCUCGCUCCCUGCUCUCCCUGACCUUGACCACUCUGGCUCUGGCCCUCUCCAUCCUGGCUCUCUGUACCUCUUACUGGUGUGAGGGCACCCACAAGGUGGUCAAGCCCCUCUGCCUGUCGCCCGUCAAAAUGAAGAACUGUGGUCAGAACAACAGCGAGCCUUACACCACAGAGAGUCCCACUCAAAACCCCUUCAACCGCACACUGUCUCCAGCCAGAAGGGACGAGCUGGCCCGGAUCAGACAGAGACAGCUGGCCAAUGCAGUUCAAUACAUCUGGGAGACGGGAGAAGACAAGUUUGCUUUUAGAUACUUCCACACUGGUUUCUGGGAAAGCUGCGAGAAACACAAUGAUGGGGAGAAAUGUCGGAGCUUUAUAGACUUAACACCUGGAGAAACACAAGGUGUGCUCUGGCUGUCAGUUAUUUCAGAGUUUACGUACAUCGGCCUGCUGGGGAUGGGCUUCUUACUGAUGUGGCUGGAAGUCUUGUGUUCCCAUAAAGAGAUGCACUCUCUAAAAAUCAAUGCGUACGCAGCGAUUUGUACCGUGUUAUCAGGUCUUCUUGGGAUGGUGGCCCAUAUGAUGUACACCACAGUAUUUCAGAUGACAGUCAUUGUAGGCCCCAAAGACUGGAGGCCUCAGUCCUGGGACUACGGCUGGUCAUUUGCUCUUGCCUGGGUGUCCUUCAGUUGCUGUAUGGGGGCCGCUGUGGUCACACUCAACUCCUACACAAAGACCAUCAUCGAGCUCCGUCGCAGACAGAGGCUCCGUUUGGAGGAAGCAAGAGCCGCCACUCACGCUCCCGCCUAUGAUGAAGUUGUUCCAGGGGGCGGGCUCUAUUCCGUCAGCGGCCUGUUGCAGUGUCCAGACGGUAUGAUUGACGUAGCGUGGGCCCCGAACGGGAGUGUAGUUGGAGUGGGCAAUGGGGACGUACCAACGCUGGUAUUAGUAGGAGGCUGCGGGCCAGAGGGGUGUGAAGACUGUGAGAGAGAGAUGGAUGAGAUGGAUGAGGCCAUGGACCGAGUCGAUUCACCUUGUUAG
Epinephelus fuscoguttatus (brown-marbled grouper) is the source of this 1065-nucleotide messenger RNA. Its product is annotated as germ cell-specific gene 1-like protein. Gene Ontology annotation, cellular component: plasma membrane. The transcript has 6 exons. Bases 1 to 1065 code for a protein of 354 amino acids. The record is from RefSeq and is a predicted model, not a curated record. NCBI's taxonomy places the organism in Eukaryota, Metazoa, Chordata, Actinopteri, Perciformes, Serranidae.